This is a messenger RNA of Fraxinus pennsylvanica, 2100 nucleotides long. The record is from the annotation of a GenBank genome assembly. NCBI's taxonomy places the organism in Eukaryota, Viridiplantae, Streptophyta, Magnoliopsida, Lamiales, Oleaceae.
AUGGAGUUUAAUAAAGAAAAGCAAGUCAGGUUUCACUAUGAGGAAAAACGAAAUCUUGAAGUUUUCUGGGAACAGAAUGAUGCCCAAUACCUUGAAAAACAACUGCCUCUGUAUAAAACUUCAGGCCCUUUAAGGAAAUCUGAAGGUGGAUUUGGGGACAAGACAAGAACAAAUAAGAUUCCUAAAUUAGGAAAGUUUAAGGUUUUUCCAGAAGGUCACGAACCAGAGAGAAAGACAGUACUUGAUCCUGGAAUGAAUGAAGGGAAUUCAUCAUGUAUGCGAACUGAUUUGAAUUUGGGAAUUAUCAUUACCUGUUUUAGGACAGUGGCAGAUAUAUUCUAUCUGUUGCAUGUAGUCAUAAAAUUUAGGACUGCUUAUGUAUCUCCUAGUUCAAGGGUGUUUGGCAGGGGUGAACUUGUCAUGGAUCUGAAAAAGAUUGCAAGAAGGUACUUGAAAUCGGAAUUCUUCAUCGAUGCAAUUGCAGCACUUCCCCUUCCUCAGAUUGUCAUAUGGUCGAUAUUACCAGCAAUUAGAAGCUCCCAUGCUGAUCAUACAAACAACGCCUUGGUAUUAAUAGUCCUCAUCCAGUAUAUCCCAAGAUUAUAUCUGAUUUUUCCAUUGAGCUCUCAAAUUAUCAAAGCUACAGGAGUCGUCACAAAAACAGCCUGGGCCGGGGCUGCAUACAAUCUUGUACUCUAUAUGUUAGCAAGCCAUGUAUUGGGAGCUUCCUGGUACUUGCUAUCAAUUGAGAGACAUGCUACUUGCUGGAAAUCAGCUUGCAGGAACGAAUCGAAAAGUACUAAGUGCUCCCUUAAAUUUUUGGACUGUGGUACUCUGGGACGUAGUGACAGAAAUAUGUGGGUAGACAGCACUACUGUUUUCAAUUAUUGUAAUCCAGAGGGUACUUCAAACUUUAAUUACGGGAUAUUUGGAAAUGCCAUUGGAAACCAAGUUGUCUCGUCUGCAUUUCUCGAGAAGUACUUCUACUGUUUAUGGUGGGGUUUACAGAACUUGAGUUCUUAUGGCCAGACAUUAAUGACGAGCACGUUUAUUGGUGAAACAUUGUUUGCGAUACUCAUUGCCAUACUGGGGCUAGUUCUGUUUGCCCAUUUAAUUGGAAACAUGCAGACCUACCUGCAAUCUAUUACUGUGAGGCUCGAGGAGUGGAGGCUUAAACGUCGAGACACUGAGGAGUGGAUGAGGCAUCGCCAACUCCCUGAAGAUCUGCAACAACGUGUCAGGCGUUUUGUACAAUACAAAUGGCUUACAACAAGAGGUGUUGAUGAAGAAUCUAUCCUUCAAACCUUACCUACAGAUCUGCGUCGUGAUAUCCAACGCCACCUUUGUUUAGACCUUGUUCGGCGUGUCCCCUUCUUCUCACAGAUGGACGAUCAGCUUCUUGAUGCCAUAUGUGAGCGCCUAGUGUCAUCCUUAAGUACUCAGGGUACCUACAUUGUUCGGGAGGGUGAUCCCGUAACAGAGAUGCUCUUUGUUAUAAGAGGAACACUGGACAGCUCGACUACAAAUGGAGGCAGGACGGGAUUCUUCAAUUCGAUAACAUUGAGACCGGGUGAUUUUUGUGGGGAAGAACUGCUCGCAUGGGCUUUGGUCCCUAAGUCUACCCUCAACUUGCCUUCUUCAACAAGGACAGUCCGAGCCCUUACUGAAGUCGAAGCUUUUGCACUAAGAGCAGAAGACCUUAAGUUUGUGGCAAAUCAAUUUAGACGCCUUCAUAGUAAGAAACUGCAACACACAUUUAGGUAUUAUUCUCACCACUGGAGGACAUGGGCCGCUUGUUUCAUCCAGGCACGGACCGCAGCAAUAUCCUUCUCUAUGCUGGCUAAACGCCUAAGCAUGAGAGAGUCAUUUUCUUAUUCUCGUGACGAGCAAUUAUCUGAUGAAAAUGGUCAAGAGGAGGACGAAAAAAAGAGUACAGCAGCAAAUUCUUCUCAGGUGAAACAACACUUGGGAGUCACAAUACUGGCUUCGAGAUUUGCUGCCAACACAAGACGAGGAGCGCAAAAACUCAAGGACGUUGAAUUACCAAAGUUGCAGAAGCCUGAGGAGCCAGACUUCUCAGCUGAUCCCUAUGAUGACUAG